This is a messenger RNA of Glarea lozoyensis ATCC 20868, 1662 nucleotides long. Its product is annotated as Cytochrome P450. Gene Ontology annotation, molecular function: heme binding; steroid hydroxylase activity; iron ion binding. Lineage: Eukaryota; Fungi; Ascomycota; Leotiomycetes; Helotiales; Helotiaceae. The coding region runs from base 1 to 1662 and encodes 553 amino acids. The transcript is spliced from 3 exons. The record is from RefSeq and is a predicted model, not a curated record.
AUGGCUUUCGCUAUUCUUGCCUGUACUGGCCACCAAACAAUUGACAUCGUGGUCUCGAUAGCAUUGGCGAUAACCACUGUCCUGCUUUCUACGCGGAUAUUCACAGAAGUUAGAUAUUUCGUCCAAUCUAGGGGCAAUGCAGGUCGAUUCGAAGGCAGGGAGCCGUUGACGUUGCCUUAUACAAUACCAUGGAUCGGUGGGAUUACAGCAGUCAUCACUGGCCAUGACAUGUACUUUUGGGCAAAGUCAAAGUCCCCUCAAGACAGACCGGUGUCACUUAAACUUGGUCCUAUCAAGAUCUAUGUUCUCUUUGGGCCAAAGAACAUGAAGACUAUCUUCAAAAACUCAAAAACGCUUACCAAGUUCUCAACUACCAUGAUGAUAUUUCAUAACUCAGGCAUGUCGAAAAAGGACCAAGGUGUCUUUGAUGAGGAUAAGUCAGGCUUAGCUCAUGAACCAGUCGCCGAUGUUCCUGCUCAGGGUCGAAUCUGGAAGAAAUCCCACGAUCUAGGACCUAAGUAUCUUCUCACUGCUCACAACGUGAACAUGCUUACCAACAUGUUCAUCCAACAAUUCAACGAAGCAUUGGACAAAAAACCAUUGAAUCACAGCUUUACUACGUCUCUUUACAGUUACUUUAAGGAUGCCAUGUUCGUGGCAUCCACGAAAUCUCUUGUCGGCACCAGCAUCUUUUCGCUGUGCCCUGACUUGACCAAAGACUUUUGGGAAUAUGAUGGAGGCUUCACUCAAAUAGCUAUUGGUCUACCAAAGUUCCUCAUCUCUGCAAAGUACGCAGCGAGUGAUCGAAUGAUAGAUCAUUGCAAAAGGUGGAUUAAUCAUGCUUGGGAGAAUUAUGACCCGAAGAAUGAAGAUGCAGAUUGGGAAGAGUGUUUUGGAUCUACCUACAGUCGUAAAAUGGUGCAGGUGAUUGCCGAGUCUGGGUUAUCAAGAGAAGGACAGGCCAUUGCCAUGCUACCAAUGAUAUGGGCUAUCAAUUCCAACGCGAUUCCCUGCACUGGAUGGAUAAUAUUCGAAGCCCUGAAGCGACCUGGCUUGAUCAAGACUCUUCGCGAUGAAGUUGCACCCUCAAUGAAAAAGGACGAAGCGGGCAACUUAACGAUUGACAUCCCCAAUCUUCUCGCCAACUCACCUCUCCUUAUGUCGAUGUACAUGGAGUGUCUUCGUACCCGAACUUCCUCGGCUGUCACCCGCAAAGUGACCGAAGACACAGAAUGCGAUGGCUAUAUACUAAAGAAAGGAAACCACAUAAUGGCAGCAUCCUGGCAGCCAGCUCAUGGUCCUAUAUGGGACGUCCCUGGUCAUCCGGCAGACACUUUCUGGCCAGAACGAUUCAUCGAAAUGCCAAAAAUGAAACCUUCUGAUCCAGACGAGAAAUCUGCUUAUGAAAAGGCUAUGCGUCCGGAUGAAUGGUUUCCAUAUGGUGGAGGCAAUGUGAUAUGUAGUGGAAGAUUCUUCGCCAAACAGGAGAUUUUGGCAGCGGUAGCGAUCUUUGUGACAAAAUACGACAUCGAGUUUCAAGGCUGGUUAGAUACCAAAGGGAAGCUCACUGAUAAAGCUCCUAUACCGGAUGAGACUAUGGCAGGUGUUGGUGUCCUUCCUCCAUGUGGUGAUGCGAGAGUCAAAAUUACAAGGGUUUCAUAA